Molecule: messenger RNA, 4551 nt
Organism: Psylliodes chrysocephalus
Lineage: Eukaryota; Metazoa; Arthropoda; Insecta; Coleoptera; Chrysomelidae
Source: the annotation of a GenBank genome assembly
CAUGUCUCGAGUACACGAAUUUCGGGACUCGGAAUUUAUUUAUUUGUCAGAUAAAUAUGUUUAGGAGAUAAUGUUUGUAUAUAUAAUUAAAAGUUUAUCAACUCAUUAGUUGAAAUGUGUUUACAUAGAUAAGUACUUCAGAUCUACUCUCGGCGAUUCUCUUUAAUCUAAAUGGAAAUAUUUAAUUUGAUACAUAAAAAAUAAGCAAAAAUGUCCGGGGGCGCAAAUAGAAAAAAAACCACCCGCUCUCAGGGAUGGGAAGAAGCUGGCUCUGAAUUUUAUCAAGAAAGUUACCCUGGAGACUCCGAAAUAGAAGUUUUGCAGAGGGAUCCUAAACACUUGCACACACUUUUACCAAGCAAACAAACUCGGGGAGGAGCUACUAUUCGUAUAAAAACUAACGACUACAGGACCAAUAAUAGAACUAUUAGAAGGUACACUGCCACAAGAUCUCGUAGGGAGUCUACUGUGCACCGUAGAACUUCUUUAGCUGGUGAAGUUCAAGUAUCUAUGCUGCCAGAUCUUUCUGAAAUGAGUUCCAAUGAACAAACUGCCUGGGAAGAAAUUAUGCAAAUAAAAUCUAUGCCCAUUUCGAUGGCCGAGAAGAAAGAAAUGAAAGCUAAAAUUUUGAAUGAACCAAACCUUCGGCUUCAAGGCUUUGAACAGUUCAAAUGGAAAAGAAGAAAAAUGUUGGAUCACUUUCGAUCACGACUUCAAGAACACCUACAAAAUUUGGAACUGUGGAAAAAUUCAAUGCGAUCCAUAGAGGGUAACUACGGUGUCGGAAUCGUAGCGUAUUUCCUAUUCGUUAAAUGGCUAUUCAUUUUAAACGUAUUACUUUUCGUUUUAAUAUUUUUAUUCAUUAUUUUACCUACUGUUUUACUAGAUAUGAAGAAAGACACGUACUGUCCGAACGCCACAAUCAAUACAUGUUGCGCUCAUAUCUAUUUUAACGAAUCUACUUCUAAUAAUAAUGUACUGCUAGAUCUGAUCCAAGGCACUGGUAUUUUAGAACGAACUUUACUGUUUUACGGAUUUUAUUCAAAUAACGUACUAGAGUACUUGGUUGGAGGAAUCAAGAUGUAUUACAACAUGCCGGUCGCUUAUUUUUUUGUGAUAUUAUCAUGUUUUGUCCUAUCAGUUUUUACCAGUUUAAACGCUGCUGCUAAAGGUUUCAAAGAGCAUCUCAUCGAAGGAGAAGGACAGUUUUAUCAUUAUUGCAACAUGAUCUUUGGAGGUUGGGAUUUCUGCAUACGCAAUGAAAAAGCUGCAAAAAUUAAGCACAAAUUAAUUUAUAACGAACUUAAAGCCGGGGUGGAGACACAGAGAUUGGACGAAGAAAUCCUCAGUCGUACGGUUCAAGAAAAAUACAAAAUUUACUUUUGCAGGGUCAUUGUAAAUACUGUGGUACUCGCUAUUUUAUCCGGCUGUGGUUGUGUUAUAUACUUGGUGUUUACGUUGGCGAAUAAACAGCUCAAAGUAACAACUGAUAAAUAUGCAGAUCUCUUCUAUGAGUUCUUGCCUUCUUUUACGAUUGUAGGACUCAAUAUGGUUAUUCCUCAUCUAUUUUCGUUCCUUAUUACUUUUGAAAAAUACAAACCUCAAACCGUGCUUAAAUUCUCUCUAAUUCGUAUAGUUUUCUUGCGACUGUCGGCUCUUAUCGUACUAUACGCUUCCCUGUGGAGCAAAGUUAGCAACGAAAGAAGUGAUACCAGCUCUUGUACCGUUUACAAUACUGUUCCAGUAUGCUGGGAAUCUUACGUCGGUCAACAAAUAUACAAACUGCUCCUCACUGAUUUUGCUAUACAAAUCAUUAUGAUUUUCAUAGUAAACUCAGUUAGAGCGCUAAUAGCCAGGCACGUUCAAAAUAAAUGUGUCAAAUUUUUCACCGAGCAGUACUUCGAUCUGUCAAAACAUGCACUAGACGUUGUUUAUACUCAAACGUUGAUCUGGUUUGGAAUAUUUUAUGCCCCGCUUAUAUCUUUAAUGGGAGCUUUGAUAUUUUUAAUUAUGUUUUAUAUCAAAAAGUUUGCGUGUACUGUAAAUUGCAAACCCAGUCCGAUAGUAUAUCGCGCUGCGAGGUCCAACUCUAUGUUUAUGUUAGUAUUAUUGAUCUCAUUCGCUUUUGCCGCCAUUCCUUUGGGAUUCUCUUUCUCCGAUUUGACGCCGUCCAAAUCUUGUGGGCCUUUUAGAGGAAGGGCUUCGGUUUGGGAAUUGGCUGUAAGUUUGUUUUUGAAAACUCCAGAUUGGGUUCAGAGCAUUAUAUUCUUCUUAGGUACCGCCGGUUUUGCGGUACCCUGCAUUAUCGUACUGGUGCUUCUCGUUUACUAUUACACAGCUGUUAAUUUGGCCAAUAGACAGUUGGUGGGGGUGCUUAAAAAUCAACUGGUUCUUGAAGGACAUGAUAAACAGUUCCUGUUGGAUAGGCUCAGCUUGUUUAUCAAACAGGAGCAACAGAAAAGACUUAGAUCCGAACAAAAUAGAGAUAAUGGGGAUAAUAGGAGUUAAGGGGAAAUUUUGUGAGAUUAGUUUUAAGGAUACACUUUUAGUCGAGUCAAUGAAGCUAAAAAACAAAAAAUCGUCAAAUCUUCAAAAAUUUCAAGAACAGACCCGAUUUCAAUGAAACAGUUUUUGUGCUACAUAAUUUUUUUGUUUCUAGUUUUCUUGGGGUUUAGGUGUUAUUUGAAGUAACACCUAAAGCGCAAGAAAACUACAAAAACUAAUUAAGGUGUCAGAACCAUAAAAUAUAAGAAUUCCUAAUAAUUUAUGGUAUACCGGAUGACAAUGAGACCAGGGCCACGUUAAUAAAUCUUAUAUUAAUGAAGCAAUUUGGAUAAAAUUUUUGGCAUAUUUUGGGACAUAAUCUAGAAUUGAUCCGUUUUCCAGGAAUGCCCUUAUUUUAUUUUUUAAAUGGACCAUCCUGUACCAAGCCAAAGACAAGAAUCUCACUGAGCUAAGGUAAACAUGCGACAGUAUUCCAGGCAGAAAUUGCAGCGAUACAUCACUGCGCAAAAGAGGUAUUAAGACAGAAGGUAAAUGGAAAAACCAUUGACAUAUACUCAGACAGUCAAGCGACGUUAAAUGCACUCAGUUCUAUGCAAGUACACUCGAAGCUUGUGUGGGACUGUUUGGAAGCUCUAACAGAGCUGGGUAGUCAUAACAGACUAACCUUAGUCUGGGUACCAGGCCACUGAGAACAUAAGGGCAACGAAGAGGCUGAUUUACUAGCCCGAGAAGGAGCCUCAAAGGCUUUUAUUGGCCCAGAACCCUUCUGUGAUGUCACAAAGACAACUACCAGAACAUGUACAAAGCAGUGGAUGUAUAAAAAAUCUCAGGAGUGGUGGAAAAAUUCACCAGGACAGAGACAGGCCAAAGAGUUCUUAAAAGGACUAUCGCCUAAACUCACCGAGCAUCUACUAAGCCUUAAUAGGAAAAAUACUAGAGUACUAGUAGGUCUAGUAACAGGGCAUUUUAGGCUUAACAAACAUGUAUCCUCAAUGAAAUAUUGGGAACAGGCUACUACUGUGUGCUCGAGAACUGGUCUAAUGUAGGAUUUAUACAUCAUCAAAACAUCUCCUCAGUGAUAUGACUAAAUGACCAACUUAUUUAGAUACAUCGUAGUAUUUGCCCUCUUUACUACCUUUUCAACUAUGCUGUCCAUUUAACGUCUAAUGCAAUGGUGACUCCUAAGUCAUUCUGUUUAUCUGUAGCUGCUAGUUGGUUAUUGUGGAGACUCUAUUCAAGACGGGGCUUAUUUGAACCUAGGUGGAGUACACAGCAGGUGGUCCAUCUUUUCAAAGUAUCUAUUUCUUAGUGAGCUGCCCGUGUUGAAUUGUGUCAUCUGUGAAGUGACUAACUGUGCACGUCAUAUUUUGGGAGAGAUCUGAGAUGUAUAUUAUAAAUAGUAGAGGCCCGAUGACCUAUCCUUGGGGAACACCCCUAAUCAUGAGGCGACUACUUGAAUGGCUUUUAUUUGUUCUACGGUCGCAUUGGAGGCGAUCUUAAACCUCACCCCUUUACAUUUAAUGAUAGAGAAUGUGGCAAAAAGGACACGAUAUAUGAUGAUCAGGAACGGAGUAAACAGACGAGAGUCUACUAGCUUCAGGACCAAAGAUACUUGGGAUAUGCCCCAGGAUGAAAUAAAUAAAAAAGUAGUUUUGUGAAAAACUUCAAAACCACAGAGCUGGGCUAUUCAGUGGUAUACAGAUGGUUCCAAAACCAUAGAAGGAACUUACAUAAAUGGUACUCAAUAGGUGCCAUUUAAAAAGUGAUAUUUUGGUAAAAACAUGUUUAAGAAAUUAUUUUUUCUGAUAUUUAUUUUUACUUCAAUUGGUAAAAUAUCUUUUGUUUCGAGUUUUUAGAGGAUACUAGAACAUUAUUUUCCAGUUCAUGGCCUUCUAACCUUAAAAAAAAAUUAAACAAAAAAAAAUGAUCCAUUUAAAAAAUUAAACUUAUAGCAUUUCCGGUAAAACCGGAAGUCGGCCAUAAGUAUAAGUGUCAAUUCGAAAUAACGUCUAGUAUGUUUGUCUCAAAUUUGAUCCAAAUUAGGCA